Messenger RNA from Chaetomium fimeti, 2281 nucleotides. RefSeq lists its product as uncharacterized. The record is from RefSeq and is a predicted model, not a curated record. Bases 110 to 2098 code for a protein of 662 amino acids. The transcript is spliced from 4 exons. Lineage: Eukaryota; Fungi; Ascomycota; Sordariomycetes; Sordariales; Chaetomiaceae.
UCUACGAGAUCGACGUGGUUUAGAUGACUUAACGACAGAAGAGUUGUAAGGCGCUACCACGGCUUCAUCGCCAUCGCCAGCCUCGUGGCUGCCCAGCCGAAUCAGCCCAAUGUCGCCAUAUCCAUAUGCCGGAGUCGCGGGGGGCGUCGGGUGGUUGGAGUCGCGGGACGACAACACGGGGUUUAUGGGCCAGGGCGACUUCAACAGGUCCAGGACUGCCUUCAACCGAACCCAGUUCGCCAACCAGCGAAUGUUCUUCAAUGAUUUGAAGUUUUCCGCCGCCAAAUCCAUCAGGACCUCAGCCAUCAUCCUGGCCUCUUUCAACAUCAUAGCCGCCUUUGCUACCGCUCUGGGAAUUUUGUGUGAAUCGUACUUUCGGAAAAAGAGGAACGAUAGGAACUUCAGGUUCUGGCGUAAUGGCUUCAGUUUUGUUCCCGAGGCCGAAACCUUUCCCCUUGUUCUAUCCGUCGGCAUCUUGAUCCAAAGCUUCAUCUUUGCCGGCGUUCAGUCUACGGGCUUGGACGACUUUCUAGGCAGGGGCUGUAUAUGGAUCUCCCAGCUCAUGCUCCCCGCCGUGUUUAUUGCACCCUACACGCAGCUUGUAUUCGGUGUCGAGAUCGCCAGCAGAGCCCUUCGCAAGAACCCCUUCGCGCCCAGAGGACAAUACAAUGUCUCGAUCUGCCUCUCCAUCGCCUGGAUGCUUGUUCUCGCCAACUUUCUCGUCGCGAACUUCGAUCAGCCUUCGGAUUUCUGCAUAACUUCCCUCUUUUGGUUUAUUUCCCAUUAUUCUGUCAUGUGCUUUGGUCUUCUAGUCGCCAUAGCGUCCACUAUCUUCGCGUCUGCCGUGACCGUGUUCCUUCGUCUACACCGCAGCAUCAAUGUCGAAGUUACCGCCAGGAUUGCCGCUUCUAGAAUGGUAUACUAUCUAGCCCUCGCAGUCAUCUCGAACUCAUUCAUGAUUCCGUUCUUCUUCGUUCAAGGUUUCAGGGACAGGCCUCGAGGACCAGGCACCAACGCCCCAACCCUCGCCAUGAUCGCCUCGGUCGUGGCUAACGUCUCUGGGCUGAUGAACGGCGGGCUUUAUCUAUUCCUUAAAUCUAGCACUUCGUCGACCAUUGGACCUAGGGACAAGGCUGCCGAGUACGAAAACAGAAGAGCUCGGUACAAGGCCGAGCGCCAACAAUCCAACGACCCCGACGACGACGACUUCGACAACCAUUUGAUGAAUCCAGUGGCUGGCUCGCGGGGCCUGCGCCGAAUGGACAGCGAAGCCAGUCUGAUCACCGCCGAGAAAGAGGAGGAAACACUGGAUGGCAGGAGCAUGAGCUCGGCCUCAUUCAGGAAUGGCAGACGAAGCCCAGACUCCAUGCGCUCCAACAGGCUGGUUUCGGCCGUGGCAUCAGUCCUGAUGCCCAAGGCACCAGAGCCUGCACGCAUUCCCCCGACAACUACCGGCCCCCACAUGCGCAAACGUUCAUAUUCAUUAUUUCCGAGGGGUACCAUGUCUUCAAAGGCGUCGCUGCUACUGCCUGCCACGACGUACUCGCCCGCCGAUGCUCUCAAGCCGCCGCCGUCGAUGGCCAACCUUUCAAACAUGCGCCACCGAAGGGACUCAUCAAUGGUGUCGUCGGCCACUGUUCAAAUCGGCCUUCGUCUCUCCUCAGUCGCCGAUAUGCCUCCACUGUCCCAAAACAAAGUUGUGGCCAGCGAUCAUGUGGUCCAUACCCUCGGUUGCCCCAACGCACCCCCGGGCCUUGACUCGCAAAGCCCCAAACGAGCCGGAGCCGUCGGUUCUGGCUCUACCACCCCUACCCCGUCCGCCGAAAUCGUAGACCAGGAGCCGCAAAGAGACCCCGUCAAAGACGCCAAGAUGAAGACCCUCCCGCCUGUCCCGAGAAUCAACAGCCAAGUCCCCAAGGCCGAGCCGGCGAAAGAGGAGUUCACCCUCAGCCCCAAAUUCUACAGCCCCAGCUCCCCGACCAAGGCCAGGUUACCGAGCCCAAAGGGUGUCGGCAGCCCUCCCCGGAGCCCGCCACGGCGCCGUGGCACGGGGGAGACCACGCCGCCAAUGACGAACGCCAAGGGCGACUGGAUCUAGACCUGGCCGGAAACCAGGUAUAACAACUGUGCGGCCUUGUUUGCGAAGCAUUUUCUAGGUGUUUAAGGGGUCGGUCAUCUGAUAGACAGCGCCGCUUGGUACGGCCCAUUGAUGCAAAUACCCCACCACCACCUCAUACGAUACAGUGCCAGCGGCAUCUGGCACUUGGGAUUAAUCGUCUUU